Messenger RNA from Daphnia pulicaria, 4513 nucleotides. Its product is annotated as aminopeptidase N-like. Gene Ontology annotation, molecular function: peptide binding; metalloaminopeptidase activity; zinc ion binding. Bases 1218 to 4133 code for a protein of 971 amino acids. Gene Ontology annotation, biological process: peptide catabolic process; proteolysis. NCBI's taxonomy places the organism in Eukaryota, Metazoa, Arthropoda, Branchiopoda, Diplostraca, Daphniidae. The transcript is spliced from 17 exons. The record is from RefSeq and is a predicted model, not a curated record. Gene Ontology annotation, cellular component: cytoplasm.
GUUGAUUAAAUUAUUUCGGUGCUGUUUGUCUUAAUCGGUUUUUGCUGAACGAGGAACAACUGCCUGCUAGUGAAGGUAACUUGAUUAUAUACUUCUUAGACUAUCUUACUAGGAUUAUUGAUUAUAAAUUGAUUAAAUUUUCUCGUGUUAAACAAAAAAAAAGAAACGUGUUUGACGGAAACACGGAAGUCAACAUUAACAUUUUUUCUGAAGUCAAAUUUAGGUUCUCUCAUGUAGAUGGAACACGGAAGCCUAUACAGGCGCAGCUUUGAAAUUAACGCGUAUAGAAAAUUUUGGCAACGUGGGAAAGACCGCUUAUUUAUUUGAACAGAAGUCAAAGUCUCAAAGCAAAGUCAAGCUAAAUUGGUGAAAACUAUUCCGAAAUUUGAUUGAAGUUGAAACGAUUUUCAGUUCGUAGUAACAAUUUUUGUCUUUUCAAGAUUGGGCAUCAUAGUUUUCUUUCUUUUGAAUAUCGUAGUUUUCAAUUUUUCCGUUACCUCUUUCGUAAGUAGGCCUACAUUUAUUUACAGUUUCUUUUUAUGAGUUUCGUCUUAUUAGUUUUAACGCAUUUUUAAUUGUCCCACUUAAUAAGGAACUUCCGUUUAGUUACGCUGUUCCUUCUGAAACCGAGAAGCAACUUAUUAAUAUAAUUGAAAAUAAGUUCUUGCUGAGUACAUUUGUGCAUUUGAAUUUUAAAAGAUUAUUUUGUAACCUAUGUUACAAAAUUUUUAAAGAUGUCAUUCAUAUUUGGUAUAAAACCUGUCCUGUCAUCACAUAUCUUUUAGUAUUUUCUAAUUAUUAUUUUUGUUCACAUUUUGAUUAUGGUUUUAUGCCUGGAGCUGAAUUGCCAUGUAGACGGACGCCCAAUUUCUAUUUUAAUGGAUUUAGUCUGGAUUAAACCGAGUGCAAACUAUUCGUACUGCGAACGUACCUGCAGAAUCAGGUUUUCUGACAAAAAGGAUUGAUGACCUUUCGUCUCCAUGUCUGGCCAAAGGCUUAUAUUUUUAAAUGACAGGUUCUCUAGAGAUCAAAUUAUUAUGUCCUUUUUUAGACCCUCCUUCUCAGUACCUUAACAGUGAUGCUUCAAGGCACUUCUUGACUUGGUAGCAAAGCAGUCAGACUAGCCAGUCUACCGUUGCUUGGAGCCAAAGCAAAACCCCCUUUAAAAUUCUCCUACUCGCCAACGCAUCGAUUUCUCGUUGAUUUCAGUUUCUUGUAUGAUGCCACUUAACAAGGGGCUAUGCCUACUUGCAGCAGUUUUGUUUAUCGUGAAGGGAGAAGGAAAAGUUCUGCCCGAUAUUCGACUUCCAAAAUCAAUUGUGCCAGAACAUUAUUUCAUCGGAAUAGUCCCUGACAUUCAUCAAAAUAACAAUGCCAUUGAGGGUUUUGUUCACUUGGAUUUUUUCGUUCAAACACCUACUGAUCGCAUAGUCAUGCACGCCGUAAAUUUGACAUUGACCGAGGAUAGUGUCUUAGUUAAUCUCCUUCCAUCUAAAACUAUGGAGAUGAUGCGGGAAAAUGAUGUCAGUAAAACCAGUUCAAGCGGACUAAGUGAAAAGUUAAAAAUGUUGAAAGUCCUCCGUCCGAUCUCUUAUGAUGCCGACAAAGAAUUUGCUAUCAUCCACUUAGGAUCAAAGUUGGAGGAAAACCAACGAUAUCGCGUCAGUUUAAACUAUUCUGGAAUGUUGGCGAGAAAUUUGAAAGGCUUUUACGGUUCCGAAUAUUUGGAUAAGAAAAGUGAAACGAAAAGAUGGUUGGGUGUCACGCAAUUUGAGCCCACUUCAGCUCGGCUUGCCUUUCCCUGCCUUGACGAACCAGCCAUGAAAGCCACUUUCACCAUUUCCAUCGGACGCAGAUCCAACUACACCUCGCUAUCUAACAUGCCACUCGUCAAAACCGAGCCCAUGCCCAACAAAGAAGGAUGGUUCUGGGAUUUGUAUGAAAAAUCCGUGCCCAUGUCGACUUACCUCGUUGCGUGCUUGGUAUCAGAAUUCGCUUUUCGUACGGCGAGGCCAGUCAUUCGUCAGGUUGAUGGUAAUGAUCAAUCUAUGCAUAAUGUAACGGAAGUACGCAUAUGGGCACGAUCCGAGGCGAUAGAACAGGCUGAUAGGGCUGUACAAGUGACAUCGGACAUGCUUGAAUUUUUGGAACAAUAUUUUCAAGUUCCGUUCCCACUUCCGAAAGUGGAUCUCGUGGGAUUGCCAGAUUUUUCUUCCGGGGCUAUGGAAAACUGGGGCCUCAUCACCUACAGGGAAACUACUCUUCUAGUGAAUCCAAAAUCAGCAGCCGUCCGCGAUGAAAUGAACGUCGAACGUGUUAUCGCUCACGAAUUAGCUCACCAAUGGUUUGGAAACCUUGUUACAAUGGCUUGGUGGAACGAUUUAUGGCUUAACGAGGGUUUCGCCACUUACGUUCAGCGCUUGGUACUCGAUAACGUUUCGCCAAAGUACCAAUACGGUAGCUUGCAGGCUUUGGAUUUCCUCUCUGUGAUGGAUGCGGACGGACUGGAAUCUUCUCAUGCUAUUUCAGUAGACGUUGCCCACCCAACGCAAAUUACUGAAAUCUUUGAUGCCAUUUCUUACACUAAAGGUGCUGCGAUUAUCCGGAUGAUGAAUGACUUUCUUGGGGAGGCAACGUUUCGCGAAGGAAUAAAGAACUACCUCAACGAAAAAAAAUAUCAAAACGCUCGGCAAGACGAACUUUGGCAAUUCUUAAGUGAACAAGCACAUCGGGACUCUGUUCUUCCGCUCAGUCUUGACGUUAAGACUAUUAUGGAUACAUGGACGUUACAAAUGGGUUUCCCGCUUGUAACCGUCCAGCGAAAUUACACGGAUGGUAACGCUUACAUUCAACAAAAACGUUUUCUUCGUGGAGUUAAGCCAGCUAUUACGAAAGAAAAUAAAUCAUCGUCUUUAACCAAUUUCGUCGAAGAAAAAAAUUCUCGUCUACCCAACUAUCGGUGGUGGGUACCAGUUUCCUUUACGGAUUCAGUCGCUCAGAACUUCAGCCAAAGUAACACUCGGCCAGCUAUUUGGCUAACCCCAAAUGAACUCUCUGCAACCAAGUUCAUUGGCAAAAAUGAAGAUUCUUGGGUUAUAGCCAACAUUCUUGCCACCGGUUACUAUCGAGUUAAUUAUGACGAGAGAAACUGGAAACUACUUGGCCUUCAGCUAAAAACUGAUCACCAAGUUAUCCAUCCCAUUAAUCGAGCUUAUCUCAUCGAUGAUUCAUUUGCUUUGGCUGCUGCCGAAAUUUUACCUUACACCACGGCUUUUAGCCUCAUUGAAUAUCUUCCCGAUGAAAAUCACCAUGUUCCUUGGUCUAGCGCGCUGAGGGCUUUAAAUUAUAUCGGUCGGAUGUUUUCUUACACGAAAGAUCAUGGAAGAUAUAAGGACUUUAUGCGCUCACUAGUGGUCCCGGUAUACACCCGCUUAGGAACCGAAUUUCGGUCGGACGACAGUCCGCUCACCAAACUGUUUCGCAUUUCUAUGAUUACGCAAGCUUGUAGUCAAGAAUUUAGGCCAUGCAUUAGAAAUGCUCAACUUCUUUUUGAUGAGUGGAUGGAUAGCCCAGAUCCCAUACAUAACAACAAAAUUAUCCCUGACCUUCGCUCUUCCACCUACUGUACGGCCAUCAAGUACGGUGGCCAGAUGGAAUGGGAUUUUGCUUGGGGAAUGAGUUUCAAUAUGACCUCUGCCCAGGAUCGUGACGUGAUAUUGUCGGCUCUGGGUUGCAGUCGCGACCCUUGGAUUCUUAUUCGUUAUUUGUCUUUUGUACUCGAUCCAAAAUCUGGAAUUCGUAAGCAAGACGGACGACGUGUGAUCAGCGCAGUGGCAAGUAAUCCUGGUGGACGAAGAAUUGCCUUCCAGUUCAUGUUAAAACAUUUCGAAGAAAUGUUUUCAUAUAUUGGGAAUCCAGUCCGUGUCCUCCAGAUGCUUAGUAGUACAACUAGCAGUCUUAACACACAGGAAGAGCUCGUCAAGAUACAAAAUUUGAUGGAGUCCAAUGCCAUGUUGCUCCAGAAGGCACAGACGUCUGCCAACAACAUCCAAUCCGUCGUAACCGCCAAUAUUAAGUGGAUGGAUAAUAACUUUGAAAACUUGAAUCAAUGGUUUACAAGUAAAGGCUUCUGAUGAAAAAAAAAAAUUCCUUAACUAUGAUUUUUAAAAUUUUUGCAAAAUGUUUCAAACAAAUCUGUGCUGAUUCAGAGACCCUUAACUGCAUUUUAUUCAAUUGAAAAAAUGUUUUCUAAUUUUAUUUUUAAGAUAAGUUUAGGGAUAAAUUUAUCUUGCCAAGGAUUACGUAAAACGGUAUCUCUCUGUUCGAGAUUCCUUGACAACGACAAAGUGAAUAACCUGUUGAUGCAAACAUGUAACUUUAGGACCUUAUACGUAAGAUACCUGUUCGGAUCCAAAAGUUCCCCUUUUUAGUUUUUUUUUUUCUAAAGUCAAAGGCAAUUUCAUGUGCGUGAACUAAUUCUUAACUUAAUAAAAUUGAAACUGUUUCAGUUGAA